UCGACACGAAAAGGAUCCGAUUUCUACUACUACUGCACCACCGACCGCGCGAUCGUACGAUGGCCCAUUCCCUCCCGCUGCUUCCCCGACCGACUUCUCCUCCUUCGUCCCCCGCGACGCAGCGAGUCCCUCGGCGUCAGCAUCUCGCAGAACCACAAUGCGGCGACGGAGCCGUCCGCUUCCACCGCAGACGGCAGCUCAUCUACGGCCUGGUCGCCGUCGGAGUCGCUUAUUCGGUGGCCCCACAAGGCGCUCACGCGGUGAAGCGGCGUCCUUCUCCGCCGCCGCCGCCGGAGGAGAAGGCCGACCCCAACGUGAGCGGCGUGCUGGCUAAGGUGCUGGCGAGCAAGAAGCGGAAGGAGGCCAUGAAAGAAGCCGUCGCCAAGCUGAGGGAGCAAGGCAAGUCCAUCAACGAGCCAUCUCCAUGAAGUUCCUCAGCUCACCGACUCCAUUUUGCUGUCAUAUUUGUGCCUGAGAUCUCUGUCCGAAAUAUAAUUUACAUUCAUGUUUGCUACUUCUGCAAUAGACUUGCAAAUGUAUAGAUCGGAAGCUUCUGACUUGUGCAAAGAAAAGCAUUCUACAUUCGACAUCAAAUCUCAAUGGAAAUUAAAACCUAUUAUUCGGUAGUAA
Messenger RNA from Musa acuminata AAA Group (dessert banana), 630 nucleotides. RefSeq lists its product as uncharacterized. The transcript has 2 exons. Bases 60 to 428 code for a protein of 122 amino acids. Lineage: Eukaryota; Viridiplantae; Streptophyta; Magnoliopsida; Zingiberales; Musaceae. The record is from RefSeq and is a predicted model, not a curated record.